This is a messenger RNA of Cinclus cinclus, 1518 nucleotides long. RefSeq names its product ubiquitin conjugating enzyme E2 R2 (gene UBE2R2). Bases 47 to 763 code for a protein of 238 amino acids. Gene Ontology annotation, molecular function: ubiquitin conjugating enzyme activity. Gene Ontology annotation, biological process: ubiquitin-dependent protein catabolic process; protein polyubiquitination. Lineage: Eukaryota; Metazoa; Chordata; Aves; Passeriformes; Cinclidae. The record is from RefSeq and is a predicted model, not a curated record. The transcript is spliced from 5 exons.
GGCACCGGCAGCGAGGAGGCGGCCGCGGCGGGGGCCGCGCCGCGCCAUGGCCCAGCAGCAGAUGAGCAGCUCGCAGAAGGCUCUGAUGCUGGAGCUGAAGUCGCUGCAGGAGGAGCCGGUCGAGGGCUUCCGCAUCACCCUGGUCGACGAGUCCGACCUCUAUAACUGGGAGGUGGCGAUCUUCGGGCCCCCCAAUACGCUCUACGAGGGCGGGUACUUCAAGGCUCACAUUAAAUUUCCUAUCGACUAUCCAUAUUCACCACCUACCUUCAGAUUCCUGACCAAAAUGUGGCACCCCAACAUUUAUGAGAAUGGAGAUGUAUGUAUUUCAAUUCUUCACCCACCUGUAGAUGACCCACAAAGUGGAGAGCUGCCAUCAGAGAGGUGGAACCCUACCCAAAAUGUCAGGACUAUCUUACUGAGUGUAAUCUCUUUGCUUAAUGAGCCCAACACAUUCUCCCCAGCCAAUGUGGAUGCAUCAGUCAUGUUCAGGAAAUGGAGGGACAGUAAAGGAAAAGACAAGGAGUACGCUGAAAUCAUAAGAAAACAGGUUUUGGCUACCAAAGCUGAGGCAGAGAAGGAUGGUGUGAAGGUCCCCACUACACUGGCAGAGUACUGCAUCAAAACUAAAGUGCCUUCCAAUGACAACAGUUCAGAUUUGCUUUAUGACGACUUGUACGAUGACGACAUUGAUGAUGAAGAUGAGGAGGAGGAGGAUGCCGACUGUUACGAUGACGAUGAUUCUGGCAACGAGGAGUCGUGACCUGCUCCCUCUAUGCCCCUGUACUGCCCUGCCGACUCAGGCCAGAAGGGAGCAGUGGUAACCUAGCAGCAGUCCAGCAAAAAAAGUGGGGGGGGAGGGGUGUCAAAAAAAAAACAAACAAAAAAAAAACAAAAAAAAAAAACCACAAAACUUUGUCUCCUGCUGUCUCCUGUUGUAUGGAUCUGUUUGCUCCUUUUUUAUGGACCUCUUAGAGACCCUCCACAGAAUGUCUGAAUUCUUGCAUUCUUAACCCUUUCAUCACUGUAUUACAAUUUCUUUUUAAAAAAGAAUCUCCCCUUUUCACUUCUCUACGAAACGCUCACAGCAAAACAGGUUUGCUUGUGUUUAGAUUCUUGAAUGAAAUACAGUCUUGCAUUGAGAUGUUAAAUGUAUUUAAAGCUGGAACAAACCCAUUGGAAACCAGGUUUUUGGGAGCUCAAAGUGCUGCAUUAACUGGGAAGAAAAAAAAAUCCCCACGAAGCAAAUUGCAAAGGUUUAGCUGCUCCAUUUAUAAUAAUAGCGUGUGUACAUUCGUUUAGCCUUGUGGUGGUGGCUUUUCCUUUAUAAGGUGUGGGGCAGAGAGUGUAAAGCUACUGUGUGUUGAGCUUGAUGGGAUGUCACUGAAAGGUACAGUAUUCCUUUUCAGCCUGCUAAGUUAGGAAAUAGUUGGCCCCUGGAGCCCCAGAGGGCAUAGUCAGCUUUGUCUCUGGAAAAGGCUUGUGAUAUGAACCCUAAAAUAAACACUUAACACUUCA